AUGCUGCGGCUGGCGCCCGGCCAGCCGGGCUACUGCGAGCUGGUGCUCCUGCUCGCAGAGCUGGACCGCGCGGCGGGGCAGUUCUGGCUGCUCCGGGGGAUUGCGGAGGCCGCCAACCAUGUAUAUGAAGGGCUGGUCCGUGCUGAGUGGGCAGGCCUGUCGGAUUUGGAGCGCAUCGUGUAUCUCGCCCAGGCCCAGCAGGAGGCUGAGGCCAAAGAGCGUGCCCGCGUGCUCGAAGCUGAUGCCAAGGGUCGCGCCCGUCUGCUCGAGGUGGAUCCUGAGGCGGAGACUGUCCCAGGCCUCCCUGGUCUCCCCGCCGAGUCUGCAAUGACCCCUGGCCGUGUGCCGGCCGAGCCAGCAGCGGUCCCCGUGCCGCCGCCGCCGGUCUUCGGGGCCUUCCUGAACGCCGCUGCUCUGCCCUCCGGCGACGCGGCAUGCAGCGAGGGGCCUCUCAGCUCACUGCUGGCGGCGGCAGCUGCGCGCACUUUGCCCUCGCACCCUGGCGUCUGCAACUCGGCCUACUCGCCGGCGCUCCUGGCCGCGGUCGGCCUCCUACCGGCAGAGACCUUGGCAGGCUGGCUCGCCCAUGCGUCCAUGGGUCCGCCCUUCGCUGGCCUGGUGCAAGAGCUCGUGGGAGCAUCGGCGGCGCCCUCCUCGGAUCACGUUUUUGCUCUGCAGUCCUUGGCUGCCGCCGCGCCCGGGCACGCCGCGCCUGCGGCCUUGGCGGCCGCUGCCCUCCUCGGGCGGCUGGCGCGCCCCGUGGGCCUUGCAGAGGUGGUCCACACCCUCCUGCUCGGGGCCAAUUACCUGGACCCCUUGGUCGCCGAGGCCUUGGCGGCGGUGUACGGGGGCUCUGCACAGGGUGCCGCUGCUGCCCUCCGUGCCGCAAGUCUGCGCUGGGCUGCGGGCGCAGCGGGCGGCAGCUCGAGCGGUUCUGCGGGGGCCAGCCUGGGCCUGGCACCGGCGUCGCAGGCGCAGCACCAGCCCCAGCAGCCUCCCGCGCCUUCCGGCUCUUCGCGGCGCUACGCCGGCGCUGACCCCGGUAGCGCCCGCUUCCGCCGCGGGCUCCCUGCGCGUGCUGACGGGCGCGCGCUCACAGAGCAAGAGGUCCUUCAGUUGGCUGCCGCCUGCGGGCUCUACACCGACUCCCGCCAGGCAUUCUGGCUCUUUGGCACCAGCGGGGCCCGGAUCGGCUUGGCGCUCCGUCCGCUCGGCGGCGGCGGGGUGAUCAAUUUUUGGCUCCGGCAAGCCAAAUUGACCAUCGCCGGCAACACGGAGGUCCGAGAGCGGCUCCUCGAAGCAGUGCUUGCGUGGACC
Messenger RNA from Prorocentrum cordatum, 1317 nucleotides. NCBI's taxonomy places the organism in Eukaryota, Dinophyceae, Prorocentrales, Prorocentraceae. The record is from the annotation of a GenBank genome assembly.